Adineta ricciae is the source of this 2436-nucleotide messenger RNA. The record is from the annotation of a GenBank genome assembly. NCBI's taxonomy places the organism in Eukaryota, Metazoa, Rotifera, Eurotatoria, Adinetida, Adinetidae.
AUGAGAAAUUUGUCAAUAAUUGUAUUCGUAUUGUUUACGAUUUGUUGGAAAUCGAAAGUGGUGAAAUCAACGUGGCCACAAACUUCUUCCAAUUUGAAAUUAAUUGGUUUUUUUCCUGAAGAAAUCACUGAAGAAUCAGAUGAUGGAUUAUGGAUCAUUCAUUGUCGUUCAAUGUUUCAUUCAGCUCUUGUUUUAUCUCAAAAAUAUGAAAUGAAAUUUAAUGGAGAAUAUUUAACAUCUGAAGAAAUCUUUACUGAUAAUGAAAUAAUGUUUACAUUUAAUAAAACUUGUGAAAAAGUGUUAAAAUCUAAUAUCAUUGGAUUUAUUGGUCCAUCGAGUUCUAAUGAAGCUCGAUAUGUUUCAUCAUUUGCUCAUCGAUUAGGAAUUGUUGAUAUUUCUUAUUCAUCAACAAGUUCAGAUUUGUCGACAAUCGACAGUGGAGCAUUUUAUCGAACAUCUUCAUCCGAUGAAAAUCUUGUUUUAGCUUUGCAAAUUUUAUUUGAACAAUUUCAAUGGAAAUCUUGUUUAAUAAUUUAUCAAAAUGAUGAAUAUGGUUAUAAUGGAAUGCAUUUACUCAGUCAAAAACUAAGUGAAAAACAAAUCAAAAUCUUUGAAACGAUUAAAUUUGAUAUAAAUCAACAAAAUUUACAAAUUGAUUUAAAAAAAACACUUUCAAAUAGUUUAUCACGUCUUAUUAUCGUUUGGGCAAAUAUAAAAUCAACGAAAAAGAUUUUAAACAAAGCUUUAGAUAAGAAUCUUAUUGGACAAGAUUUUCUUUGGAUUUUAACAACAACUGUUUCAUUAAAAGAUUUCAAUAAAGAUCAAAAAGAAAAACUUAUUGGAAUUCUUUCAAUUGAACCUUUUCAAGAAAAUGUCAUUAAUUCAUCAUUAUUAAAUCAAGCAAUGAAUAUUUGGAAAACUUACGAACCAGAAACAUUUCCAGAAGAAAAGAAAAUUAGUAUUUAUGCAUUAAUGACAUUUGAUGCAACAUGGUCAUUGAUUUUAUCAUUAAAAGAACUUUGUUCGAAUAAAUUGUUCUCAUGUUUAGAUUUUCUCGAUGUUUCUGAUUGUUAUAAUCGACGAUUUUUGAAUUCUCAAAAGUAUUAUCAAACAAUUCAAUCAAUAAAGUUUUUAGGAGUUUCAGGAUAUAUACAAUUUGUUAAUGGAACACCUGAUCGUUUCAAUACAAUGAAUUAUUUAAUUAAAAAUAUUCAACCAAUCAAUUUAACUGAAAAUGAUGUUAAUUAUGUUCCUGUUUUACAAUGGAAUAGCAAUUCGAUCAAAUGGAAUCAAAUUAAUGAAAUUUUCUGGCCAAAUCGAUCGAAAAAUAUUCCAAAAGAUCAUAAAUUAAUCUACGGUCAAAAGAUUCGAAUUGGUAUCAUUGAAUCUCCUCCAUCGAUAAUAUUGAAAAAUUCCAAGAAAAUUUAUGAAAAUAUGAAAGAUAAUUAUCAAAGAAUCAAUUUAGAAGAUUUUGAUGGAUUUUAUAAAGAUUUUUUAAUGUAUUUAGAAGAAAAAAUGGGUUUUAUUCCAGAAAUAAUUUUAGCCAAACCUUCAAUUCCAUAUGAUAAAUUAGUAAGUGAAGUUGCGAAUGAUUCAUUUGAUAUUGUUAUGAGUAGUAUUGAUAUAAAUGCUAAAAGAAAUCAAAUUGUUGAUUUUUCAAAUGCAAUUAUGCCUGCGUCAUAUCGAAUUGUUAUAAGAAAAUCUCAAUUAAAUUAUUUUCAUAUAUUUAAACCAUUUCUUUGGGCUUUAUGGUUACUUUUAUUAAUUAUUAUUCCAUAUACAAAUAUUUUAAUUUGGAUUAUUGAAAAAAAAACUUUAAAUAAACAAAAUAAAGAAUCUUUAUUUGGAAUUAUGAUUGUGAUUAGUUAUCCAAUUUAUAAUUUAUUUCGAACAAAUUCUUUACAUAUAAAAACAAAUGCUGGAAGAUUUCUUUCUUCAAUUUUAUGGAUUUUACAAUUUAUUUUAUUAAUUGUUCAUACUGCUGGAUUAAUUUCAUUUUUAAUUCCAUUAAAUUCUAAAAUAAUUAUUUCAGGAAUUGAUGAUAUUAAAAAUGGAAUUUUUCCUCGAAAUCGAAUUGGAAUUCUUGUUGGUUCACAAAUUGAAGAAUAUUAUUUAAAUUCAAUUUCUCAUGGAAAAAAAGAUUAUUUUCCAUUAAAAACACCUGAUGAAGUUUAUACAAAAUUAAUUAGCGGAGAAAUUGAUGCAAGUUUAUGGAGUAAUAUUUCAACUGCUUAUCAUAUUAAUAAUUUAUAUUGUCAAUUAAUGACUGUUGGAGUCGAAUUUAGUCAUAGUUUUUAUCAAUUGCCGAUGAAAAGAGGUUGGUUGUAUACAGAAGAUUUCAAUUGGAAUAUUUUAUCAUUUAUGGAAUCAGAACAAAUUGAUCGAAUAUCAGCGAAAUGGUUUGGAAUAGGGGUGGCACAUUUACUUUACUUUUAG